AUGAAUCAAGAAGACCAAGGCGAUGUUUCUCCAAUACAACUAUUAAGAACAGCUAUAGAUGAUCCUUCAGUUUUAAUUAAUAUGGUGGGCCCAACCGGAAGGGAUGGUAAUAAUGAUGAAGCUCAUGAGGCAGGAACUCGAUUUGUACAACAAUUAUUUCGUAAUGUAUCCCCAGAAGAAAGAAACAUAUGGUUAGACCAAUUGAAUGAUCUUCUUGCACAAGCACGAAGAGAUCAAAGUAGAAGGAAAAGAAAAACUUUCCGUUUAGAAUGGUGGUAUAAAAUCCCAUUCCCUAUAAUAAAUUUCAAAAGGUUAUAUCAAAAGAUUGACUUUACCGUCUUACUCAUGGUAUUCACCAUGAUUACUAGGUACCUUAUUAUCAUUAUGAGAGUGUUGACAUUCAUGGUAGUCAUUGGUCCAUACUUGUAUCAUUUAUUCAAUGUAUUUGCAACUUUGUUUAAUUUAGUUUCAUUUUCAUCUAAUUUUGCAUCUGAUGUGUCCUCAUUUUGUGCAAGAGGUAGACCUGCCCUCUUGGAAUUACGUACAAAGAUGUUCAUAAGUGGGAAUGAAUCGGCAAUAAGCUGGAUCUACUAUUUAAUUGAUAACAAUGAAAUUCCAAGCUUAAUAUCAUGGAAUUUCAUAAAACUUGUAUAUAAUUCAUUGGAGGCAAGUUUGCUCCCAGUUACUUGUUUAUCUGAUGGUAUCCACGCAUCUUGCUAUUUACUGGAAUCAAGUUUAAUCUAUAAAUUUUCAGAUGUGAUAGUAGAACAUUUCAAUAUUCCAGCUGAUAGUUAUUGGGUACAUCCACUCACUAUGAUUGUAUAUUUGACAUACUUAUUUCUGGCAUUCUGGUUAUGUUCAACAAUCCUCACCAUGGUGACAUACCUGAUGAGGGUAAAGCUUUCAAAGUAUGUUGGAUUUGCAAAGAAUUUAAUUAAUCUAAUAAUUAAUUAA
Molecule: messenger RNA, 954 nt
Organism: [Candida] anglica
Lineage: Eukaryota; Fungi; Ascomycota; Pichiomycetes; Serinales; Debaryomycetaceae
Source: the annotation of a GenBank genome assembly